This is a messenger RNA of Trachymyrmex cornetzi, 873 nucleotides long. Its product is annotated as transmembrane protein 19. Lineage: Eukaryota; Metazoa; Arthropoda; Insecta; Hymenoptera; Formicidae. Gene Ontology annotation, cellular component: membrane. The transcript is spliced from 5 exons. Bases 29 to 784 code for a protein of 251 amino acids. The record is from RefSeq and is a predicted model, not a curated record.
CAUUAGCGGUGGAAUUCUUGGUUUUUUUAUGGGUUUUAUCCUGACACUUUCGAGUUUUGCUCAUUUAAUGGCUCUUAUGACGUUCUUUGUCACUGGAUCAAAGGUGACGAAAUUUCGGUCUGCGCAAAAAAAGAAGAUGGAAGUCGAUUUCAAGGAGGGUGGCCAACGGAAUUGGAUCCAGGUUUUGUGUAAUGGUGGCAUGGCUACGCAAUUAGCUUUAUUAUAUCUAUUGGAUGUUGGGAGCGGAGAACGACCAAUUGACUUCGACAAGGAAUAUCGAAGUUCAUGGUUAUCCAUUGGAAUAAUAGGGGCAUUUGCGUGUUCUAACGGUGAUACGUGGGCCUCUGAGCUUGGUACGGUGAUUGGCAUGGGUGAUCCUUUCCUUAUUACGACGAGAAAAAAAGUCCCGAGAGGAACGAAUGGUGGUGUAUCAUGGAUAGGUCUGGUAUGUUCUGUCGUUGGUGGUUUAAUAGUUGGACUUUUUUAUUAUAUUAUGGUAUUAAACACCGUUGACACAGCCGUACUGCAAUUAGCAGCACCACAAUGGCCCAUCAUAAUCGUCGCAGCAUUUGGAGGUCUCUUUGGCAGCAUUUUAGAUUCUAUUCUCGGUGCGACUUUACAGUAUUCAGGAGUAGACGAAAAGGGUAUUAUAGUCGAACGGCCAGGGAAAGGUGUAAAACACAUUUGCGGAAAACAAAUUCUAGAUAAUCACAGUGUAAAUCUCCUUUCUACUAUUGGUAUCACACUCAUUCUUCCGAGAAUAGCCAAUAUCUUCUGGCCAUAAAGUCUCUUCUAGAUGUAUUUUGAAAACAGAAUAUUCUUCUAAUAUUUCAUUUAUUAUUAUCUAUAUUCAAAUAAAUCGAAUUGUAUAAC